UCAUACCACCAAGAAUAAAAUUUAUGAAAAUAACGUCUACAUUAGUAUAAAAUAAAGCUCAUUAAAUAUGAAUAUCUGAUAUAUUCAUAUCAAGCUAGUUUAUAAAUAAAUGACAAUAACAGGUGUUUACUGUUAAGGUGUGCCGGAAAAUCAUUCAUUCAUCAUCAGUCUAUGAAACAGUCGGUGCCCCAUCUAUUUAGAUUAGUUAGACUGUGUUAAUUGUUUUUCAAAAUAUUUUUAACAUGACUUCUAGUCUUUAACUAUACUUUUAACUAUAAACUCAUGUAACUAGUGUGGAUGUCAAACUGAGUCGUAGGAGUAGCUGGUGGUGGUAAAGAUGCCGAUGAGCGCAGAUGAGGUUUCUGAAAAGUUCCCUGUACAUUGGCUUGUGUGGAACGAUAAUUAUGAAGAGCUUCGUAUUGCUUUAAACAAUAAGAAGUGGAGCUCUGAGGAACUAGAGUCUCAUGACCCACGUGGACGAACACCUCUUCUAUUAGCUGUGACUUUGGGUCAUCAUGAAUGUGUGCGUGCAUUACUUGCUGCUGGUGCAAAUGUGUGUUGCGAUCGGGAUGGAUGGACAGCAGUUCAAGAAGCAACUGCGAGAGGUCAUAUUGGAUUAUUAGCAGCAGUCCUUGCCAGGAGAGACCAUGCUAGACAUGCUGCUCGUGUUGCUGCAUUACCAGCACUGCUGAGAAGACUUAGCCUGGCACCAGACUUCUAUGUUGAGAUGAAGUGGGAAUUUACUUCAUGGAUUCCACUGGUCUCCCGGAUCUGUCCAUUUGACACAUAUCGUGUAUACAAACGCGGGGCCAACGUGCGAGUCGACACAACAUUACUCGGUUUCCAUGACAACCGGUGGGAGCGCGGCGAUCGGACUUACAUCUUCUCCGGACAGGGUGACUCUGCAAAAUUACUAGAACUGGACCACAUAGCUGGAACCGUAUGGACCGAAAGGGUGGAAGGAAGUGUCUCUGCUGAUGACUGGCCACUCCCACAAGCUUCCCAUCUGAAUCAUCGUCUUCGCACACCAGUCCAUAUUAACUACCUCGAUACAGAUAAGAUCUGCUUUGAGCGAAGCAAAAGUGGGAUUUGGGGCUGGCGUCAGGACAAAAUGGAAAAUGUCAACGGUUAUGAGUGCAAGGUGUUUGGGGCGAAUAAUGUGGAGAUUGUCUCGAAGACACGGUGGGAGCACGUGCCCCGUUCUGAGAGGAGGGCUGUGCGUGCGCCGCCGUUAGCGGGGCUACUUGCCGCCGCCGAUGAUGAGGGCGCGCCGCCGCCGCCGCCACCAGAUAGAGAAGAUGUCGCAGAUAUGCCCGACUUAAAUCCAUCUUGGGAGCAAUACUUCGAUGAGGGUGUGGAAGAAUGUGAAAUUGGUCGUCCGCGUGAAAUCACUUCAAAAGUGCAGAAGUUUCGCGCUACGUUAUGGCUUUGUGAAGACUACCCCUUAGAGUUGCAGGAACAAAUAAUGCCAAUCCUUGACCUCAUGGCAUCGAUAUCUUCCCCGCACUUCGUGAAGCUAAAAGACUUCAUACAGUUACAACUUCCAUCAGGCUUCCCGGUUAAAAUUGAAAUACCACUCUUCCACGUGAUCAAUGCAAGAAUUAGUUUUGGGAACAUAUUUGCACGUGACACGAGCGUGCGAUACGUUGAAUGCGUGCCCGAAGGAGAUAGGUUGACGUGUCUCAUAGAUGACGCUUGCUUCGCCAUAGGGAGGGGCUAUCGGGAAGCUGGGCCCGUAUCAGAGGACAGGAUCGCCAGCAUCGCUGAUGAUGACGAGGAAUUGUUGCAUUACGCAAUACAGCAAAGUCUAAUGGAAGCAGGAACGCAAAGAGACCAGGUAGAUGUUUGGGAAGCCCUCCGAGGAGCUAGGCCUGUCACGCCCUCUCCCCCCGCGCCCGUUUCCAACGUCACUCUUGAUGAGGAUCUAGAGCAGACUAUGCUGCAAAGAGCUAUUGCGGAGUCGUUGCGGAUCGCAGCGGGGGCAGUUGACGAGGAAAAAGAGGAGAGUCCAGAAGCGGAAAAUGUAGAAGUGGAAGAUGAGCUUAAAGCGGCUUUAGCGCUGUCAGCAGCGGAACAUGAAGCGAGACGAGCGGAAAUAAGGGACGAAGAGAAGGCUUUAGACGAAGUGUUACGAUUAUCGAUGAACGAUAAAUAGCGCCGGAAGUUCAAGCUGUCGCGGCGAUAAAGAACAUCGUCUGCAGCUAUGAAUGAACGUUUCAGUAUUCCUAUAUAUAUCUUAUUUUGAGUCUGACUUAAAUUUGUGACAAUUAUUUUUUAAUAUGACAGUCGUGGUGUCACGUGAAGCGGACAUUUUUUUUGCUUAUAAUAAUGGUUCAUAGACUUCCUAAUAUGUCAACGUAAUUAGAACAUUGGUCGAAACUAACCCCAUUAUUUUUUUAUCUAUCUAUGACAGAUGGUACAUUUGGUGCCGUCAUUGGACGUCAUCAAUUAAAAAAAGAAACUUAGAGUUACUCCCAUGUGACUAGGCUACCGUCAUACUAUUAGUUAGCUAAAUACUGUCUCUUACUAUUAACUAAUUAAAAACAUUCUGAGCACGCUCUCAUAUCGAAGGUUUUUAUUGUGAAUCGAAAGUUUUGAACUGUGUACUAAAGCUAGCCUAGUCUGCUCAAAAUCAGGAGAUGGCAACACUAAUUAAGUGAUUCCCGCUAACGUACGGAACAAGCGGGGUUGCUAUUCUCAGCUCAACUUUUUACCCGCUACUUAAAAAUUCAAACAAAAUCCCGAUGUCUGUUUGAAAAACGCUUCUGUUGUAAAAUAGUGAGUGAUUGCUUCGUGGGAAACAUUAAAUUAAGUUUCGACCUUGACUUAACCUAGGUUUGGAAGGUAUUAAUAGAUACGUCCCCUGAAUCAAAAAUAAUAAGUUACAAAAAAAAUAUUAUUGACGAAACUUAAUUAUUAAAUUAAUUCGAAAAAAUUGUCUGCAAAGAAUUCCUUUCCGCUUCACGUCCAACAGAAAUCGCAUUUACUUUUUAAGAAGUAAUAAGUUAUUUAUUAAAAUUCUAAGUAUAUUUUGGUGCGAUUUUGGUGUGCUGGACCUGACGCGCGUGUUAUAGUGUUAAUAUCGAAUAGUAUUAACAAUAAUAUUAACAGGCAACACUAUUGCUACUUGGUAACAUUAUUUGUUCAAGGCAAAUCAAACAUUUAAUCGACUGAUUUAAUUUUGUAUUUGAUCUCGUAUAUAAGCUGUUUCGACAAAAGAUGAAAGAUCCCUGUAUCAAUGUUUUACACCAAUGCUUUUAAUUUACAGUUAAUUUUUUACUUUAUUAAAUUAUUAUUACGUAAUUUAAAAGUCGUUCAUAACUCUAUAGAUUAUAUUUUUUUAUUAAAUUAAAAUAAUAUUUGUAAAAAUCAAUAGUAUGGUAUCAUUGCAUUUUUUUGUAGAUUCGAUUGUAUGCUGUAUUGUACUUUACCGAUGUAAUUGUUACGUUUAGUAUCAUGAAAUUCGGAAGUGUAACAGCGCCCUCUAUUGUCUAUAAAAAGAACUAAUUUCAUCAGUGUAAUUUCGUACGUCGUCGUGUUGUAUAACUUCGGUGCUGUUUUUAUUGUUAAUAUUUUCUGUGAGAUAUGGAAGAAAAAAAAUUGCAUAUUACUUUUUAUAAAAUAUUUUAUAACAGUUGUGAAAAUGAUUUCGCACUUUUCUUCCAUUGUCCACAUCUCUUUAGUUGUAACGAUGACUUUAUAUUGUCCGAUAUUUGUUUACGAUAUCGCAUAUAACGAUACAUAUACGUUAAGCGACCUCUUUAUUUGUUUCCUACUUUAGUUAAUAAUAAAAGGAAAUAAGCAUUUAAUUACUAAUUAAAUGUAUUGAAUUUUCCUACAGUUAUAAAGUUGAAGGAAAAGCAGGGUAAAACACCCUGAAACCAUUUUGUUUGACCAAACACAAUAUUGAUAUUUAUCAAUUGCAAUUGUAAAUACUUAUAUAAUAUUUUUAAUUAAGAUGUAAAAAGCGGCCAAUUGUGUGAGUGGAGCUGCAAAGGCGCUAAGACUUAAUCCUUCCACAAAAUAUAUUGUAAUCAAAUCGAUUGUGCAUAAUAAAUAUACCUAUUUAUAUA
Molecule: messenger RNA, 4073 nt
Organism: Pieris rapae (cabbage white)
Lineage: Eukaryota; Metazoa; Arthropoda; Insecta; Lepidoptera; Pieridae
Product: ankyrin repeat domain-containing protein 13D
Exons: 7
Coding region: 338-2155 (605 amino acids)
Cellular component (GO): cytoplasm
Molecular function (GO): protein binding
Source: RefSeq, a predicted model, not a curated record